AAUUACAAACGAACAUUUUUUUUUUUACUUUUUGAGUUUGUUUCAAAAUUGCUUGGAGUACUUUUUCCGUUUUAGCUAUCUUUCCAUUUGUAAAUUCUAAAUUUGGGUUUUUGUUUUUUUAUUAAAAAAAAAGAAAUUUUAAUUUUUUUUAAAGAAAAAUUUCGUAAGGUUUUUUUUUUUUUUUUUGAAUGAUGAAUAUCAUAUCCCAAAUGGGUUUUGGAUUAAUAGCAAAAUUUAAAAGGAAAAGUUGUUGAUUCUGGGUUCUGUUUAACUUUUUCACCUGUGUUUGUUAGAAGUUUGAUCAACAAAAAUGGCCUAAAUUUGCUAUUUUUGACUCAAUUUUUGUGUUCUAUUUUCUGGGUUUUGUUCAAAGUUGGUAUUUAUAUUUUUGGUUUUUGUUGAUUAGGUUUAUAAGCUUAGACAUGGAGGAUGAUGAUGAAGACGGUCCAUGAUCUCUGUUUUUCUCUCUCCUAUUGUUUUAAUAAUAAUUUGGUGGGUUUUAGAAAUUAGGAAAAAAAUAUUAAAAAUAUAAUGAUGAUGAUGAUAAAUGAAAAAAAAGUUUUGAAACCAUUUUUGGUGAAAUUUGGUGUGGCUUUAGCCCUAUCUUUUGCUGGUUUCCUCUACUCUCGCAUUAGAACUAAACGUAUCAAGCCAUCUGAUCCUCCUCCUCCUCCAGUUUCAGAGUCUGAUAAGAAAGUUGAUUAUGAUGGGAGAUUAAGGGUUAAAAAUGAUCCUCAACAUGAGAUGGAUUCAGUUGAUGCAUAUGACAAGCCAUGCAUCCGGGUGUGUGUUGACAGUUCAUCUAAACAUGCCUCACCUAAUAGUAGAUUUAGUGGAGAUAGAGAUGGGUUCUUGUUGCCCGAAUUCGAUCAAGUAGUCAAGGAUUUUGAUGCAGUAAACUCCCCAAAGACAAAUUUGCAGAGUUUUAAGAUCAGCAAAGAUUUAUCCAACUCACUCAGAAGAGUAGAACGGGAUGAUUAUGAACAAGAAAUUGAAAACCUAAAGAAUAGGAUUCAUUUCCUUGUAGAAAGAGAGAGAAAGCUUGAGGUUCAGUUGCUCGAGUACUAUGGACUUAAGGAGCAGGAAACGGCGAUGAUGGAGCUCCAAAACCGUUUGAAGAUCAAUAACAUAGAGGCCAAGCUUUUCUUGAUGAAGAUAGACAAUCUACAAGCAGAAAACAAGAGGCUUGAGGGCCAGGUUUCUGAUUACUUUAAGGUUGUGUCCGAUUUAGAAGCUGCAAAGGCAAAAAUCAGACUUCUGAAGAGGAGGAUUAGGUAUGAUGCUGAGCAAAACAAAGAACAGAUCUCUGAUCUGACUCAAAGAGUUGUGAAAUUGCAAGAGCAAGAGCACGGGCACGAGCAUGAGGUUAGCACUAGCUAUUCUGAUGACCCGUCCGAGCUGCAGAGAUUAAAUGAAUUGGAGGCUGAAGCCGAGGAAUUAAGGAAGUGCAAUGAGAAUAUGCAACGAGAGAAUGCUGAUCUAGCUCAGAGAUUGGAAUCCACCCAAGUACUUGCAAAUUCCCUUUUUGAAGAUCCAGAGAAAGAGGAGCUUCACAAAGCUAUGUUCAAACUAAGGGAAGAAAAUGACAAGUUAACAAAGGAAGUUGAGAGGCUUCAAGUAGAUAGGUGUGCUGAUGUGGAGGAACUAGUAUACCUACGGUGGGUAAAUGCCUGUUUGCGAUAUGAGUUGAGGAACUACCAACCCCCUCCUGGUAAAACAGUUGCCCGAGACUUGAGCAAGUGCUUAAGUCCCAAUUCUGAGCAGAAAGCAAAGCAACUAAUACUCGAAUAUGCUAAUACUGAAGACGGAGCAGACAAAGAGCCACCUAGCCUCACGGACUUUGAUUUUGAUCAUUGGCCUUCAUCACAACCUUCUUAUCUUACAGAUAGCACCGAUCACGAGGAGUCCCCUGGUCCACAUCCUACUCACAAACCUCACUCCAAAAAAAUCAAGUUCUUUGCAACCUUAAGAAAGUUGGUUCGAGGAAUUUCUAUGCAUCAUCACCACCAUCAUAAUCAUCAUCAAAAUCAAAAUCAUCAUCCAAUUCAUGAUCAAAGUGCCCGAGAAAUUCCAAUGUAUAGAUCACUUUCCGUUGAUGACAUUGGGAAAAGGUACUAUGAAGUGGGACACAAUGGCUCUAGAAGCAAUCCUCAGAGUCCAAGACUAGCAUCAUCAUCUCAGAAUUCGAACAAUUCUUCGUUGGAAUAUCAACCACUCACAAGCUUGGCUGAAGAAGAUGAGAAUGCUAGUAGAAUAAGUGAUUCGAGAUCAUCAUCACACGGUGGAGUAAGGUUUGUGCUUGGGAGGGAAAGCGUUGGGGGUUCAUCUCCCUUAGAUUAUAAUUCAGAACGAGAGUCAGAGAUCGGGCAGAAGUCUGACUUGGCUAAGUAUGCUGAAGUCUUAAGGGAUUCCAGAUUGUUACAGAAACACAAGAAAUCUGCAUCUUGUGGUAACAUGUGAUGUUGAUUCUGAACUUUGGCCUUCCUCUUUACAAAAGAAUAUAUUGUAACUUGAUCAUGAUAUCCUCAAUUUUUUUUUAUUUGAGGAUUUGCGUAACCAUUUUUCUGUAAAAUAAGAAAUGACACGGUCGGAUGAAUAGAAAUGGUUUGCACAUAUGAAACAUGAUGUACUCAUGUACACGACUCUCAUUGAGUCAUUGUUGUACAAAUUUAUAUGGAUUGCUGACACUUAUCAAGGUUAACUACAAGCGAUUGGACUCA
Messenger RNA from Beta vulgaris subsp. vulgaris (sugar beet), 2720 nucleotides. Its product is annotated as protein CHUP1, chloroplastic. The record is from RefSeq and is a predicted model, not a curated record. The transcript has 4 exons. Lineage: Eukaryota; Viridiplantae; Streptophyta; Magnoliopsida; Caryophyllales; Amaranthaceae. The coding region runs from base 532 to 2460 and encodes 642 amino acids. Gene Ontology annotation, biological process: chloroplast organization. Gene Ontology annotation, cellular component: chloroplast outer membrane.